AGCUAUGGGUAAUUCAAUCAUGUGAUACAGUAUCAUGUGACUUGCCGAUCUUAUCGUUGCUCGGAAAUCACAAUGCUUGGAUAUCUUGAAGCAUACUUUUACACAUUUCCAUGUCUAUGCCUUUACAGUUCCGAUCUCACUUCCAAUGGUACUCGUACUCUUAUCAGGAGAAGUAAGAAGUUUGCUUCAUUUCUCUAGUCAGCUCAGCUUUAUCUACCUCCUCACUUACACUUACAACUAAUUUAUUAUCAACUCUAAUCCUAAUCUAAACCUCAACUUUCUUCUUCGAUGCUGGUUCUUUACACCAUUUCGUGAAACCUAAGCCAAGUCUUACCAUAAAUUGUUGCAAUAUAUCUGCAUGACAUCUUGCAUUUACAUAUCCCAUUAUAAUGGCUGAAACACCAAGCCAUCGUCAAUCCCUUGAAGAACCCGAUGAGCUACAAAGAGAUCAAUGGGAAUCCACUGAACUUUCAGAAUUAGCCCACGUAAGACAAAACUAUACAACCGCUUUAUCUUCUCAUGCAUUAGGUCCUGGAAGUGCAGCAUCUACUGGAUUUUUCGGUCGAUUGACCUAUAAUGUCUCAAAUUUUUGGAGACACCAAAUCAGCGUAACCGUUGACCAUGUUGCAUGUAGAGACCAUUUAGGUACGUAUCAUUACUUUAUCCUUUUUCAUUGAUCUGAUUCAGACGAUCUAUAGUGACAAGGUAUAUUUACAUGUUAUACAAUUCGGAGAUUCAGGGCCGAAAUACUCCUGUCAGCUGAGAUUUUAUUUUCACUUAUUUGCAGUACCCUCCCUAUGUGUCUAUCACAAUCUGUAUACUUAGUCUUGGCAUUCUUCAUCGUAUCUGGUUCUUGCCUCAGUAUUGAUAUGUCCCUUUGCUUUAUGUGUUCACUGUCUAGUAUUUUGUGGAUGAACUUACUAACUUAUCCCUACUAGCCGUGGAAAGAACUUUCCUAGCAUUUCUCAGGACUUCAUUGGCCUUGUCAAUGUUAGGGGUAUCAGUUGCACAACUAUUGUGUGUACUUAACCAACUUGGAAGUACUAUGCUAUUUUACUGACGUAUAUACAGCCGUUUGCAGCAUUCCCACACGCCAAAUCCAUUAAUAGGGUUCUUCGUACUUGGGAAACCUCUAGCUUGUAUAUGUCAAGUUGCUGCAAUAACAACUUUGUUGAUAGGAAUUUUCAGAAGUUGGAGACAUCAAAACGCUAUCGUGAGGGGUAAAGCCCUCUCAGGGGGGUUUGAAGUCAUUAUCAUUGGAGCUGGAUUUUUCUUGGUGGGUGAAGUUCCACAUCAUGGGGAUACCAUACUUAUGAUAAAUCAUUGAACGAACACUGCUAACAUAGGUUAGAUAUUUCUAACAUUUCUUGUGCUUCUGAUUGCUGUGGAUAUUUUAAAAGAAGAUUUGAAGUCCGAUAAGUGAUGAUGUUAUUUGUUGACUUCGAGGUAUUGGAAUGCCUCGGACCAGUAGCAUCUACUUCGGACUCCUCCGACCAGCAUAUAUUGAAGCAAUUCACUGCAAGCAUGUUCAUCUGACUUUAUUUCGUUGGAAAAUCGGGGAGUUCUAUAUUGGUAGCCAAGAACAUGCAUACCCGUCGCCACGUGCUUGAAAUACAUUGGGAGCAGGGGAGAAGUAUGGUCAUAUUACUCUUUAGACUCUGACUACAGACCAACGGAAAGAACUUACUACAAAUCUGGGGCUCUUCUGCAUGAAAUAUCAUUGGCGGAUAAAUUUAGAUGGCAUGUGUACCCAGAAUGGCAACAGCUGCGGGAAAUUUGCUAUAAUGCCGGACCUCGGGAGGUUGAAAUGAAAGUCCAUGUGCCUUCAUCAAUACGUUUGCAGUAAGUAGUCCGCUAGGUCUCCUAGCGAUAUUUCUUUACCCAUGGUUUUAUAUACAGCAGCAGAGAAAGAAGGUAGCCAGGAAACUUAAAUAAGCAUAUUCUGACAAGACAGCUUAGCGAUGGUUAAUGCCAUGAACCCAUUGAUUCUAUGAAUCUAUAUGAAUGUGAUAGAUAUGAGUAAUAUUUUAUCAUGAUGUUUCCAACCAACUCAACUUAUCAAACACCUACUUAUGAUCA
Messenger RNA from Sclerotinia trifoliorum, 2079 nucleotides. The record is from the annotation of a GenBank genome assembly. Lineage: Eukaryota; Fungi; Ascomycota; Leotiomycetes; Helotiales; Sclerotiniaceae.